GGGGGGGGGGGAGAGAAAACUUGGCCCAAAAUCAGCUAACUGGCUUUCAGUACUAUGGCAAAACUAGAAUUUCUUGUCUGCUCGUUUCUAUCCUGGUUCCUUAACCAAGGAUUGUAUUAAUAUCUAUCCAUUCAUCCAUCCUUCCAUCCAUGUUUUAUUUGUAUUGAGCACUAGAUUUAUUGCUAUAAUAAAUGAUUUCAUAAUCAUUGUCAGGAUUAGCCAUUUUAUUGUGUAAAAUUUCAAAUGAGCAUAUUGAGUCUCUGCUUAAUUUUAUCUGUUGCCCUUAUGCAGUCUUAUAAUAGGCAAAAUAUGAAAUUAGUGGUAACCAUUAUAGCAAAGGAUGCUACCAGAACUUUGCUUACAGCAGUGAUUCUUACAUCUACACAUUUGCGGAAUAUUUGAAUCAUGUAGCAAUAAAUAUUAAACCCAUUAGACUCUAACAAAAAAUAUUUUUCAUGAAAAAUCCUCUAUAGUUAAAAAAAAUGAAGCAAAGAGUGACAUUUAAAUUUUUUGCAAAUAUCAUCUGUAUCUGGCAAAUAAUUUUGAUUUUUGGAUCUGAAGAGAGUCUUGAGGAACCCCCCAGGAACCCUUGGACUAUGCUUUAAGGAAUAUUGGCUUAAGGAAUGUCUUUACCAGCACAUCAUAUUGUGUUUGAUAUAAAGCUAGUAUUACUGUUGAAUGACAUUCCAAAGAUAUUCCCCUCAAUCAGAAUAGAGCUGGAAGGGACCUUGGAGGUAUUCUGGUCCAGCUCCCUAUUCAAGCAGGAGACCCUGCCUAUACCAUUUCAGACAAGUGACUGUCCAGUCUCUUCUUAAAAACCCAGGGGUGGAUGCGCACACAACUUCUGAAGGCAAGCUGUUCCACUGGUUAAUUGUCCUCACUGUUAGGAAGUUUCCUUAAUUCCAGGUUGCUUCUCUCCUUGAUUAGUUUCCAUCCAUUGUUUCUUGUCCUGUCCUCUGGUGCUUUGGAAAAUAAAUUGAUCCCCUCCUUUGUGGCAACCUCUCAAAUACUGGAAUAUUGCUAUGAUGUCCUCCCUUGUCCUUUUCUCUAGACUAGCCAAACCCAAAUCCUGCAACCGUUCUUCAUGUUUUAGUAUUCAGGCCUUUAAUUGUUUUAGUUGCUCUUCUCAUACUUUUUCCAGUCUCAGCAUCUUUUUUGUAAUGUGGUGACUAAAACUGGAUGCAGUAUUCCAGGUAUGGCCUUACUAAGGCUUUAUAAAGUGAUACUACUACUUCAUGUGAUUUUGCUUCUACGCCUGUUUAUACAACCAAGAAUUGCAUUCACUUUCUUGGCUGCUGUGGCACACUGCUGACUCAUGUUGAAGUGAUUGUUACUCAUUUUGAGCAAGGUUUCUCCCUCCCCACUUAUUUUGUUCACAACAGGUUUGAUUUUAAAGUAGCCUUUUCAAUGUUUACUUUUUUGGCUUUAUAUUCCACAGGACAUAUAUCCUUCUUGGGCACAAUUUUCACCUGCCUUCAUGCGUUAUUCUUCCCUUUGCUAACAACCACCCAUUUUCAAUUGUCAGAUGUGUACCUAUCCCUCAAAUAGCAAGGCCAUGAGAGGAAUAAAAUAGAAUUACAGAGUUGGAAGGGACCUUGUAACUAGGUCAUCUAAUCCAACCCCUCCUGCUCAAGGAAGAGACCCUACUCCAUUUCUGACAGAUGGCUGUCCAGUCUCUUCUUGAAAACUUCCAAUGAUGAAGCACCCACAAAUUCUGAGAAAGCUCUUUAUUUUGCUUUGCGCAUCUGCCAGUUUGGCAGAACUCUCAAAAAACAAAGUUUGACCAACAAAAACACGGCUUAACCAUCGCUAAGAGAACAACUUGAGAUCGCUGGACUUAAAUUGCUGAGGAGUGGGUGAAGUGUAACCGGGAUAAGCAAGAGCGCGAGUUCCGACACCCUUUCUUCCUCUCGGACAUCUUUCCCGAUCCGUGUAAGGGCCGCCGUGUGAUUGGCUGAGUGCAGGAAACGUCACGUAGUACGGCAGCGGCCCGGCCGGCGGUGGUGGCGGCGAUACGUUGCUUCCCUCUCUAGCCUCUCCGUUUCUGUGCUCUCUUUCAGCAGCCGGGGGAGAUCGCAGCAGCGGUGAUCGGGCCCUGCCAAAGGUGCAGCUAUGGUCGGCGUCUUCUCCUACGAGAGCUUGGUCCAUGCCAUGGCUGGAGCUGUGGGUCCAGAAUCUUGUCAGGAUUGCCAAUGUUUGUUACUGAACCUGAAAUUUGACUUGGGUAGUGUGACUGCAAUGACAGUGUUUUUUCCUCUGGAUACAGCUAGACUAAGACUUCAAGUUGAUGAAAAACGCAAAUCAAAAACCACACACGCAGUUCUUUUGGAGAUAAUUAAAGAAGAAGGCAUCAUUGCACCAUAUCGAGGGUGGUUCCCUGUUAUCUCCAGCCUUUGUUGUUCCAACUUCGUCUAUUUCUAUACAUUUAACAGUUUAAAAACUCUUUGGGCUAAAGGUCAUCAUUCAACUACAGGAAAGGACUUGAUUCUUGGGGUGGUUGCAGGUGUAGUGAAUGUACUGUUGACUACUCCGCUCUGGGUGGUAAACACCCGUCUUAAACUCCAGGGGGCAAAAUUUAGAAAUGAAGAUAUUAUACCAACCAAUUACAAAGGCAUUGCAGAUGCUUUUCAUCAGAUAAUACGAGAGGAAGGAAUCUUGGCUUUGUGGAAUGGUACUUUCCCCUCACUGCUGUUAGUAUUUAACCCUGCCAUUCAAUUCAUGUUUUAUGAAGGGCUUAAGAGGAAAAUUUUAAAAAGACAACUGCAGCUGUCUUCACUGGACGCCUUUGCUAUUGGAGCAAUAGCCAAAGCAAUUGCCACUACCCUCACUUACCCUAUGCAGACAGUACAGUCAAUUUUACGGUUUGGACAUCACCGACUGAACCCUGAAAACAGGAGAUUAGGUAGUCUUAAAAAUGUCCUCUACCUUCUACAGCAAAGAAUAAAGCGCUUCGGAUUAGUAGGACUCUAUAAAGGACUAGAAGCAAAGCUGCUCCAGACAGUCCUCACUGCUGCACUCAUGUUUCUUGUCUACGAAAAACUUACUGCUAUUACUUUCACAGUCAUGGGGUUAAAGCAUCCAUUAAAGAACUAAAAUAUUUGACUAUAUAGCAUAUAAAACUUAGAGAGAGAAAAAUCAGAAAACCUGACAAAUGAUUGGGUGCCAUAAACAAUUUUAUCCCAAGGCCAAGAUUUUAUUUUAUUGUGCUUGAGUUUUCAAUCAAAACUGUUGAAUGUAUCUAUAUUCCAGUAUCUAGAAGGCAUUGCCUUUAUUCCGUUUUAUGUAAAAAUUGGGGCAUUCUUUGAUUUUUCAUAUAUUUUAAAAUACCCUUUAAGCACUAAUACUCUAUUUGCUGUCAGAUGAUAUUUCAAAUACUUGGUGUUAUAUGAUCAUCUUAAUAAUGAGUCCAGUAAAGAUUUUAUUAAAAAAUGUCCUUAGAAGAUA
Messenger RNA from Ahaetulla prasina, 3444 nucleotides. RefSeq names its product solute carrier family 25 member 17 (gene SLC25A17). NCBI's taxonomy places the organism in Eukaryota, Metazoa, Chordata, Lepidosauria, Squamata, Colubridae. The record is from RefSeq and is a predicted model, not a curated record. Gene Ontology annotation, cellular component: peroxisomal membrane. Gene Ontology annotation, biological process: transmembrane transport. The transcript is spliced from 10 exons. Gene Ontology annotation, molecular function: coenzyme A transmembrane transporter activity; FAD transmembrane transporter activity; ADP transmembrane transporter activity. The coding region runs from base 2113 to 3093 and encodes 326 amino acids.